UUGCGCAUGCGCACACUCCGACUGGUUUGGAGCAGCUUAGAGAUCGUAACGCGCUGGAAAACGUUCAAUACCUGGAUCAUCCAGGGUCCAGCUGUUCUUGAGCUACGGACGUAGGUCGCUUCGUGGGCUGACCUUCACUUGUUAAACAGCAUGGAGGGGGCCGUAGUUAGCAACCUUAUAGACUUUGACUCGCCUCCAGAAGGUACAGCGCCCUCUGGUGUAGGUUCUCACAGCGGGACCGACUUCUUCUCAGCGGAUCCUCUCGUACCUGCGUGUGCCGCCACCAUUGAGCCCCUGUUACCGGAGCCCAUGGCCCCCACACACAGCACACAAAGAGGAGAAGGAGAUGAAGGAAAUGACACUGAUGCCACCGAGUCUGCAGACAGCGAGAACGAGGAUAUGGAAUCCCCGUCACACCCGUCAAGCACGCGGCGUUCAUCGUCAUGCUCCAGUCACAGUGCAGAAGAUCCAGAAGAGACAGAAAUACGGGCUUUCAUGAAAAGCUACGUGGAGAGAUUAUUCCACGGAAGAGAGGACUUUGAUCAGGAGGAGAAGGCGAAUUUCGGAAAGCUAUGUUCUGGAGAGAACGGGAAAGGAAGGGAGUGGUUCGCCAAAUAUGUCAGCGCGCAGCGCUGCCACUCCAAAUGUGUGACUGAACAGACGUUCUACAGGCUCGUGCAGUCCUUUGCUGUUGUUUUGUUUGAAUGUUACCAGAUGGACGAUUAUAGCCCUGCCAAACAUCUCAUGACCAUGUGCUUCACAUAUUACUACAUGGGUAAGUCACAGCUGUCUCCCUCCGAGCUGCUAGAGAGGCCCAGCGGGGGGAUCGACUCGUACCUGCGCAGUGGAAAGGUCUGGCUCUCUGGGAAGAAGGACAUCGCAGAGCGAUUGCUCAAAAACACUUCUACCAAGACGGACGUUAAGGGAUUCUUCGGGGGUCUGGAGAGCAAACUGAGAGCACCAUUGGGUCGUAAGAAUGAAGACACAGAACAAGCAGCAGAACAGAAAUCCAGAACUCCAGUUUUUCCACCUGUCUCCCCAGACAAAAAAGAGGAAGAAAAGAUUUACCUGUACACACACCUGAAACAGCAGCCCAUAUGGCACACUUUGAGGUUUUGGAACGCUGGGUUUUUUGACGCUGUCCAUUGCGAGAGAAAUAAAAGAUCCCCCACCACCAGGCGGACGGCUGAGGAAGAGAAAGAUGAAAGAGAAAAGUGGUGUCACAUGACCCAAGAAGAAAAAGAUGACAGCUCCAGAUUUAAUGAGAACAUCACCUUCGGUCAGCUGGGAACAUUCACUCAUAAUAUGGUUGCUUUUGGCCUAAGCAAAAAACUCUGCAAUGACUUUUUGAAGAAGCAAGCGGUCAUUGGAAAUCUAGAUGAAGAGCAAUACAAGCUGUUGUGCGACCACAUCGAGCAGAUGGCUGCUGAAUAAACGCCUAAGGCAGAAAUCAUCAAAACUCAACCGUCCACAUCAUUUCAACUCUCUAAUGAUCAGUAUUCUUCAAACGCAAACGUAGUUUUACCUCAAACUACCCACUACAGCUGCAAUGUGACAACAGCUCAUUUUGUCCAAACAAACUACAAUAAUAUGCACAUAUACUGGAAUAGCAAUAUAUCUUAUCAUGACAUCAUUACAAUUAUUAGGCGUCAUUUCAACUCGGUAUCUCAUUUUUUCACAGACGAUAUCCAGAUUUAUUCUGUGCUUUGAAUAUAAUGUUAUGAGUUUGUGAUAUAAAUGCCAUCCCGUGUGCUGAACAGAUUCUGUCAUCAUUUACUCACCUUCGAGUUGUAACAAAUCUGUAUACAUUUCUUCGUUCUGAUGAAAACGAGAAAGAUAUUUGGAAGAAUGCUUAUAACCAAACAGAUCUGGCCUCCCAUUGACUCCCAUAGUAGGAAAAAAUACUUCUGUUGAACACAAAAGAAGACAUUUUGAAGAAUGUAGGACGGCAAACAGUUCUGGGGCAUUUUUGACAACCAUUGUAUUUUAUUCUUCUAUGGUAGUCAAUGGGGGGCAAAAUCUAUCUGGUUCUUCCAAAUAUCUUUCUCUGUGUUCAUCAGAACAAAUAAAUGUAUUCAGAUUUGGAACAACUCGAAGGGUGAGUAAAUGAUGAGAGAAUUUUAAUUUUUGGGGGAAGUAUCACGUUAAGCAAGUUCAUCUUGACUCUUAUUGAACAAAAUAAACCACAGUCUGAUAAUCUUGUAACAGUUUACUGUCACAUUUUCACCUUUAGGCUAUAAUUAGGUUAUAAUUAACUGUCAAUAACAUACAGCUCAGAUUACAGAGCGCUCCCUAGCCUACAGGUGAUAAAGUGACAGUAUACAAUCUAACAUUACCCAGAAUCCACAGCUGCAGGUCCCCUUUUCUUUAACCCUCCCUCUAUAUUUCAAUGUCAGCUAACUUGUAUGUUUUAUACUGCCUUGUUCCGGUUUUAUCAUAUACAUGUUACUUUUUUGCUCAAAGGAAUUUGAUAAUUUGCUCUUCGUAGGUGUCACACGUAGGUGUUUGGUGUGUUUCCCUCUCUGGAUAAAUUGAGUAUUAGUAGUGUUUGCAACAUCCUCAUACAUGCACACCGGAUCAAUAUCUAUUCUCCCCUGUUUAAAGUGCCUUUUUAUUAAUCUGUGAUAUUUGAUAGUCCAUUUUAGUUUAAGCAAACUCGUGUCAGCAUGCUGUUCUUUCUGCAAACCAAGUAGUAUUAAGGCUAACAGUACAGUACAUGUGUAUGUGCACUCUGUCAGUUGAUGUGUUUGUGUAUUUAUAAUGCUUGCAGUUAAGGUAAAGUAUCAUGCUUUAGCAGCAAUGUGGCUCUUUAGAACAGAGCUAGUCUGUCUUUUGUCUUUAGUGCAUUGUGCAAUUACAUUUCCAGCCAAUAGAUGGCGAAUGUCAACCACUGAGUGAGGCAUUCAAGAUCUUGUUUUGAAUCCUCCAGGUGAGGAAAACACAAUUUAUUUAUUUGGUUUGUAAAUAAAGAUUGUUUUGAAUAAUGAUGCUAAAUAUAAGAAAGGUUUAAACGGAUUGUCAAAUGGGAAGGCAUUUAUUUAUUGGAUCUCUGUAUUUGUAUGAGUGCAUGGUCAUAUUGGAAACCAGCUGGAUCUAGAUUGAUUUGGUCUGGUAUUUGCAUUUCAGAUGUUGUUAUUGUGGUGCUGUCUGUGUAAGUGAAUGUUAACUGUAAGCCAAACGGUUGGCAUAUUUUUCCCAAGUGCCCUACAAUUCCUAUUAGAUCGUUCCUGAAAAACCAAUGAGAGCGUGUGGUCCUGCCUUUAAGGUUUAAAGUGUUUACAAUAAAAAACUGAAAUGUAUCCAAUGUU
Triplophysa dalaica is the source of this 3308-nucleotide messenger RNA. Its product is annotated as KIAA0513 ortholog. Bases 151 to 1434 code for a protein of 427 amino acids. Lineage: Eukaryota; Metazoa; Chordata; Actinopteri; Cypriniformes; Nemacheilidae. The transcript has 13 exons. The record is from RefSeq and is a predicted model, not a curated record.